Messenger RNA from Rotaria sp. Silwood2, 450 nucleotides. The record is from the annotation of a GenBank genome assembly. NCBI's taxonomy places the organism in Eukaryota, Metazoa, Rotifera, Eurotatoria, Philodinida, Philodinidae.
AUGGAUGAAAAUACUCGUUCACCUCAUCAAGAAACAAAUCUUAAUUCAGUUCGUCAUGUUUAUAUCUAUGGUGAACAGAUAAUAAAUAGUUGUAUCAAUUAUUUUCCACAUGCUACUUAUAUGGCAUUCUAUGAUAAUUUCUGCGUAGGAGCACGAGCAUUUACAUCAAUUCUUAAUCAUAUUGUCUCUCUACAACAACUUACAAAGAUUGUCGUGGAUACCAAUCGUUUUUCCUUUCAAAAAUUUUGUGAAUUGUUACAUUUUGCACCAAAUAUCGAUACAUCAAUAAUCAAAUCUGAAAGUCUUAAUGGAGCAUAUUCUGAAUCAAUGCGACAAAGUGAAAUAUUUCGAUUAGUAUCCAAUAUUAAUAUUAUUAAACACAUGAUUAUUAAGGAUAAAUGUACAUUGAAAAAGAUCGAAAUUCUUCUUUGUUCAUGUUCGCGACCAUAG